GGCGCCCAACGCGUUACCUCUUCUUCACUCUACCUGAACUAGAAAUGAACCUUCAGGGAUCUCCCGCAAAUCAUGGACUUAAUGAGAUCGACUCUCAGAUCCAGGCCUCUGCUCUUAAAGCUGCAAGAAACUCCAUGUUACUACCAUCCGACAUUCAUUUUCACCGAACAAUGGAUGCCGAAUUCUCUAAGGAUCUUGAUAUCUUCUCCUCCAGGAUUCUCUCUGUUGCCAAUCAAGUUCUAGCUCUUAUGGGGACGGCUGAUAUAUCAACCAAAGGUCAAAGUAAAUUGGAGACUGAAGAUGAUGUCGUCGACAAUUUCCACUCUAUUGUUGUGGACACCAUGGACAGGAUGAUGGAAAAAACAGAUAUGAGCUUAGAUGAACACCUUGGCCGAAAUAAAGCCCCGGCCAUAGCCAUCAACGCGAAUUCGAAUGCGACCGUCGUUAAAAGUAAACCAUCAACUAGGAAGCCGAAGGGUGCUCUGGAUCCAGCAAUCCAACAUGCUUCUCAGCUGCCCAAACCACAGCUAAAUUUCAAGAGACAUGUACUCAACAACGAUGUUCCUUGGUAUCCUACUCUUUCACACAAAUACAACGCUCAGGUUCCCCUUGGUUACAACUUCUAUGAACCUGAUUCACAGCUGGAAACGAAUAGUCUUAUCAAACUUCACCCUUACCGUUAUGAAAUUAGUCACAUAUCUUACCCUCCUCGAACGUUCCAAUCAUCUCAGCCCAUACCUCCAACGCCGUUCGAGUCCACUACGUUCAGUUGGGUAUCGAAUGUCACUGCACUCGAAAGUAUGUUGGAGAGCCUUCGCAAGGCAACUGAAAUUGCUGUAGAUCUAGAGCAUCAUAGCUAUAGAUCUUAUUUCGGAUUUCUGUGUCUCAUGCAGAUCAGUACACGGCAGCAGGAUUGGAUAGUGGACCUCUUAGUGUUGAGGGAAGAGGUAGGAGUACUCAAUGAAGUUUUCACAGACCCAAAAAUUACUAAAGUUCUUCACGGCGCUGAAAGUGACAUUGUUUGGCUUCAACAAGAUUUCAAUUUAUAUAUAGUAAAUCUAUUCGAUACGUUUCAUGCUUCAAAAUUACUGGGCUUCCCGCGUCAUGGUCUGGCAAAUUUGUUGGAGAUGUAUUGCGACUUUUCUCCCGAUAAACGAUAUCAGUUAGCAGAUUGGCGCAUUAGGCCGUUGCCUCUGGAGAUGUUGGACUACGCUCGCUCGGACACGCAUUUCCUGCUUUACAUUUAUGACAAUUUACGAAAUGCUCUUCUGGAUAGAGCUGUGUCACCGAGUGAAGAUAACUUGGAAAUAGAAGGAACUAGCUAUCCUCAAGCUCAGGCCUUGUUACGACAAGUGCUCGCCAAGUCUGAGGUUACUGCCUCGCGUGUCUACGAAAAAGAAUGUUAUGACAUGGAACGGGGUGGCGGUGGAAAUGGAUGGGAUACGCUGGCGAAGAAAUGGAACAAAAUUCAUCUAUACGUGAACUCACCGUCAAGCAAGCAGAAAGAUAUCUACAGAAGUAUACAUAUGUGGCGCGAUGAAGUAGCUCGAGAAGAGGAUGAAAGUGUUAGAUAUAUCCUUCCCAACCAUUAUCUUAUCCAACUAGCUGAGCACCCGCCGGCUGACAUGGCGGCAAUGUUGAAGAUCUUCCACUUUGUACCUCCUGUAUUGAAGAGGAGAGCAAAGGAGUUAUUGAAUAUUAUCCGAGAGGUCAUUGAAAGAUAUGAUACCUCUGGUGAAGCAAAGUCUUUACAAGAUGUAGUCGUCCUAGAAGCACCUCCGGAUGCGAUGGUAGUUGAGCAACAAUCUUCACCGAUCCCAACAGAAAGUCUGUGGACAUUGGGUCCAUCUAUCACCCAUCUUUACGCGUCCUCCACGUUAUUUCCUUCGGCGAAACCAAAAGCCCUUAUGCAGUUGGCAAAUGGAAACAAUAGCGUCAUUUCCACUGCCCAAAGUGCUUUGUUUGGGCAGGCGCUCUCACCUAGCAAUACCGAGACGACAACCGCAUUACCUAUUAACCGGUUCGCUGAGGUCAUAACACGGAUACACAGCACUCUAGUCAUUGCACCGAGUGUACUGAAAGUAAUUGAAAGUUCUUCGGCAUCCAGUCAAUAUCGGCUAAUCCACUUCAUCAAGGCAUCUAGUGUCUUAGUUAAACAUGAAACGAAAAAAACGACUCCGGCACAUGAGCUCAAUUUGGAACAAUCUAUCUCUCUGGAUGCUGAAGACGAGGGAUCCUUACGUUCUACUGUUCAAGCGGAAAUCCCUUUCAUUCCUUCUGCACAACGAACGAACAACGCAAAUACAACUGUCCUCGUCGAAGAUACUAUCGUAGUAGUGGGCCAAGCGAGGCAAAAGAAACGGAAGCGUGUCAAGAUUAUUCCCAAUCCCGGCGAGAAUAACCCGAAAGGGGGCGGGGGCGACACGGUACCGUUCGAUUUCGCUUCUGCUCCAAAUAUCCUGGAUGCUGCUCCUUCCACUGAACAAUCAUCAAUUCCGCGGAAGAAGGUAAAACAGGCAAAGGGUCGCAGCUCGCUCUAUGGCGAAUUUCCUGCCCCUCCUAGGGCAUACAGCGAGGUCAAAAGUGGAAACAAAUCCCACACCUUCAAAUAAGACCCUUCUAGACGAAUGAAUAUACGUACAGUAGUAACAUGUAAGUAGGUCGUCUGAGAAGCGUUUCAUUUGAUUAAAACCAAUAGUUAGCCUGAUACCAGCCUGCUACCUCGCCUUACCUUGCGC
This is a messenger RNA of Lentinula edodes (shiitake mushroom), 2738 nucleotides long. RefSeq lists its product as uncharacterized. Gene Ontology annotation, cellular component: nuclear exosome (RNase complex); nucleolus. Gene Ontology annotation, biological process: nuclear polyadenylation-dependent rRNA catabolic process; nuclear polyadenylation-dependent antisense transcript catabolic process; exonucleolytic trimming to generate mature 3'-end of 5.8S rRNA from tricistronic rRNA transcript (SSU-rRNA, 5.8S rRNA, LSU-rRNA). Lineage: Eukaryota; Fungi; Basidiomycota; Agaricomycetes; Agaricales; Omphalotaceae. Bases 45 to 2612 code for a protein of 855 amino acids. The record is from RefSeq and is a predicted model, not a curated record. The transcript has 10 exons. Gene Ontology annotation, molecular function: 3'-5'-RNA exonuclease activity; nucleotide binding; nucleic acid binding.